AUGUAUUCAACAUCCCAAGCGGCGAGAUUCACCCAGAUCACCAACCCCCAACCGUGUGAGCCUCCGCAUAUCGUCACAAUCCCGGAUUGGAUUGCCAGAUGUGAGUGGCAAGGCCCCGACAACCGCACGAUCAAGUCGACUCUCGUCUUGGAGUAUAAGGACAGGGGUUUGGCUCGCGUGAACAAAAUUCUUGAAGAGUGCACUGAGGAGGAGCUCUCCGAUGACGAAGAGGACAAGCUCCAGCAAGGAUUUCUCAUGCGCAAGGCGAAACCAAUGAAAAAAAGUUUCACGCGCAUAGCUAAACAUUAUCGACACCGCCGCAUACCCAACACCAGCCGAAUCGAAUCCACAUUGGGCAAAACGUACCCCUGUGUCUUCGCAGUCGAUGUCGAGAAAUUACUUCAACAGACUACCGCUUACGCUCUUGCUGAAGGAGCGCCUUACGUUGGUCUUUUAGACUACGAGUCACUGGUCGUUUUCGAGUUUCUCGAUAUGAAAACGAGCAUGAAGCGGACCCCGGUUGAUCGACUGCGAGCCGGAACGGGAAAACGAGUUCGUGUGGUUACAAUCAGAGACGACCCGGGCGAAUCUCGCAUUCGCCGCAUCCUGAUCGGUGCCUGGCUGAAGGCUAUCAGGGGCGAAUAA
Colletotrichum graminicola M1.001 is the source of this 645-nucleotide messenger RNA. RefSeq lists its product as uncharacterized. The record is from RefSeq and is a predicted model, not a curated record. Lineage: Eukaryota; Fungi; Ascomycota; Sordariomycetes; Glomerellales; Glomerellaceae. Bases 1 to 645 code for a protein of 214 amino acids. The transcript has a single exon.